Doryrhamphus excisus (bluestripe pipefish) is the source of this 5611-nucleotide messenger RNA. RefSeq names its product dynamin binding protein (gene dnmbp). Gene Ontology annotation, cellular component: cytoplasm. The record is from RefSeq and is a predicted model, not a curated record. Lineage: Eukaryota; Metazoa; Chordata; Actinopteri; Syngnathiformes; Syngnathidae. Gene Ontology annotation, molecular function: protein binding; guanyl-nucleotide exchange factor activity. Gene Ontology annotation, biological process: intracellular signal transduction; cilium assembly.
UGGAAUAGGUGUCUCACUUCGCUGGAAAACUUUCUUUUCAGUCAGGCGAUCAGACGGGGCAUCUAUAAUGGGGGAAAAAAAAGUGCGUGGUAUUGUCGGGAGAGUGCAGGCAUGGAGAGACGCCAAACGGCGACGAGAUGACAGCUGAUUCCGCCGCCACACAUCGAGGAGUGUCCCUCUCGGCUGUGCGCCAGCAUGCUUUUGCGAUCAAUAAGAGCUAAUUCCGACAUUUAAUGGCUGUUUUGAAGCCGUGGUGCGUUUAGCUAAAGUCGUGUGGCGAGGACUCUACAAGUGCCAACACAUCAUUGCUGCUUUAAAAGAAGUUGCCUAGGCUUUAUUUUCCUGGAUCUUAGCAGUUUCCCGUUGGACUUUAAUCACCCGAACAGGUUAUGAGUGAUGGAAGCGGGGUCGGUGGUGCGUGCCGUGUUCGAGUUCCUCCCCAGCGUCUCUGAGGAGCUUCCCCUCUUCACUGGCGAUGUCAUCGAGGUGCUCAGCGUGGUGGAUGAGUUCUGGUUGCUCGGUAGCAAAGAUGGCGUCACAGGUCAGUUUCCCAGCACCUUUGUGGAAGAGGUUACCAUUCCCGGCACCAAGCCUGGAGACAGACUCUACGUAUGCAUCAAUGAUUUCAGCGCCACAGAGACAGGAAGUCUGUCCCUGAAGAGAGGCGAUGUUGUAGUCUGCGACACAGUAGACUCCAUGGACUUCGGAGAAACCUGGCUCCAUGGCUGUAACGCCUGGGGGACCCGUGGUGUCUUCCCUACGUCCUGCGUGAAGGAACUCAACCUCUCCUGCCGUUCCAGGCAACUAUCGGAACGCUCGGCCAAGGCUCAGGCUUCGGACCUCCCGACGUACGCGCUCGGUCAGGCUCGAGCUCUCAUGAACCUCCACGCUCAGCUUCAUGAGGAACUUGACUUCCGCGAGGGGGACUUGAUCAUCAUUACAGGGAUGCCUGAGCCCGGUUGGUUUGAGGGGGAGCUGCAGGGACGUAGCGGGAUCUUCCCGGAAGGGUUCGUGGAGCUCCUGGGUCCUCUUCGAUCUCCUCAGGAACCUGACUGCCAGUAUUUAAGCAACGACGAGGAAGAGGAAGCCAUUGAAGAAGUUGUUGAAGAGGAGCUGAAAGAAGAAGAUGAUGAUUUAGAAGAUGCUGUUUAUGGAGUGGCGCUUUAUGAAUUUCGUGCCAUGGAGCUUGGAGAACUGGACUUCAACGUCGGCGACCGCAUACGUGUCGUGAAUACGUUGGACGACGGUUGGCUUGAAGGAGUUUUACGAGGUCAACGUGGGAUUUUUCCUCAUCGGUUUAUCAAACUAGACCAACAGAAAACAACAGCGGACACAAACGAGGGGAAAUACAUCUCAGGUUCUUCUGUGAAGGACCCAGAGUCGAUAUCCCAUGAAGAUCACACCAUAUGGGAUCUGGACUACUUUGAGAGAAGCGAAGAGCAGAGAUGGAGAAAUGAAAGUACGAAAAAUCUAAGCAAUUCCGACUCAAAAACGACCAAUCAACGACCAGAAAGACCGAAAUCGAUGCCGCCGGCGAGGCCGAGAAUCCCGCCCCCUCGACCUAGCUUACCUGCGCGAAGCCAAAACCACCACAACGGUAGCGCACGAACUUUGCCGCCUAAAUUAAGUCAUAGCCUAACACUACCGAAUAGGCAGCCUGCUUGGGUGAAAGACAACAGGAAGUCCCACCCACAGCCACUAGAUGGCGCCACCGCUGUUAAUAAAAGUGCAACUCUCGGACAAAUCUUAACCGGUCUUGUCGAGACCCGUAAGGAGAAUAAGAAGAUGACAAGACAGGCUACUCAACCGCAGAGAGCGCCGGGCUCCAACGGUUUCAAACCGUCAUCCAUCGCCUUGGAGGCUCUCCUGUGUCCCGGCGACUUGGAGUCCAAACUCUCGCAGCAGCUCUUCGAAUUUGAGAAGAGCUUGACAUCCGGUGCGUCGAGACACUUCUCCAUUUUGGAUUUCGCCGACGAGAGCGACAUCAUACGGGGAUCGUCGCGUUCCACCUCGGCGUCCACAUCUGCGUCGUCGUCGCUGGAGAGACGCAGGAGCCUUCGCCCUCCUCCGCCUCGACCACAAGUUAUUCGUCCUCGAGUUUCGUCCGCCAGUAGACCGGCCCGCCCUGCUCCACGUCCACCACCUCCUCCUCGUUCCCCGAAACUGACUUCCGCACCUCCACUCGCUAACCCCCUCAACACCCCCAUCUUCUUUGAGCCGCCUUUAAACCUCUUUGACUCACAAGCGGCGGACUUUGGUGACCUCGCAGACGCCCAAGAACAUGAGCUCCACCUCCAGUCAGAAACCGAGAAAGAUCUGGAGAUGGAGACGGAGAUGGAGACUCAAAGGCAAAAGGAGCAGGAGGACAAUUACCAGCUCUUGUUACGGCUACAGGAAGUGGAGAACGACAUGGAGGCGUACGCGCACACCGCCGAGGAGCUCAGGGCCAUUCUCGAGGAGGAAGAGGAGGAGACGGCCCGUGUGCAGGUCAUGGAGAACCUGGAGUUCUGCACCUACACAUUGGAGACGCUGGCCUUGGAGCAGCUUCAGUUGCAAGAGAUGACACAGCUGUCGUCGCAGCCCAAAUCCACAGAGUCCAACUCGGCCGGGGACACAACAACGGUGACCGCUGGCGUAGAGAACCCUGAGCUGAGGAUGCUGGAGAAAAGGUCGAAGGUCAUCGAGGAGCUGCUGCAGACGGAGAAGGACUACAUCAAGGACCUGCAGAUGUGCGUGGUGGAGAUAAUUGAACCUUUGCAGAGGAAGCAGGUGAAGAACGUGGACUUUGAUGGACUUUUUGGUAACAUCAGUUCUGUGAUUGACCUGUCACAGCGCCUGUUUGAAAAACUGGAGGAAAGCGACUCUAUUGGCAAGGUCUUUCUGGAAUUCAAAACGGAGCUGGAGGGGGUCUACAACGUGUACUGCCAGAACCACGACGACGCCAUCUCGUUGCUGGAGAGCUACGAGAAAGAUGAAAACAUCCAGCGACAUGUGCAAGAGUGUCUAGAGAGGCUAAGGGCCAUUUAUCGAGAGUGGGGUAAAACAAACUACAUCAACCUGGGUUCUUUCCUCAUCAAGCCAGUUCAGCGGGUCAUGCGCUACCCUCUGCUGCUGAUGGAGCUGCUGGGCGCCACCCCGGAAAGCCACCAUGACCAGCCUCAACUGACUCUGGCCCUGCAGGCCGUCAAGGAGAUCAACGUGAACAUCAACGAGUACAAGCGGAGGAAGGAUCUUGUGGUGAAGUACAGGAAAGGAGACGAGGACACGUUCAUUGAUAAAAUCUCCAAGCUGAGCAUGCACUCCAUCAUCAAGAAGUCCAAUCGUGUCAGCAGCCAUCUUAAGCACCUGACAGGAAUUUCACCGCAGAUUAAGGACGAGGCGUUCGAUGACGCUGAAAAGAGAUUUCGCCUGCAAGAGAGACUCAUCAAAUCCUUCAUUCGGGAUAUUUCCUUGUACCUGCAACAUAUAAGGGAAUCAGCCUCCGUCAAGGUGCUGGCGGCCAUCAGCUUCUGCGACAUCUACACAGAGCGUAGCAUCCCUGACCCCGAGCGCUUUCAGAGAGCUCAUCGUUGCAUCAGCGACAAGCAGUUCACUGAGUUUAAGGAGCGCACAGAAGCAUUGGUGAUCAACCCGCUCACCCAGUUGCUCCUCAUGUUCGCCGGCCCUCACAAACUCAUCCAGAAACGCUUCGACAAACUCCUCGACUACGACAACUGCAAGGAACGCGCCGACCGCCUCAAGGAUCGGCGUGUUCAGGAUGAGAUGCACGUAGCACGUAGCAACUACGAAGCGCUCAACGCCCAACUCCUGGACGAACUACCCAAGUUCCACGUGGCGGCCGAGGAGUUGUUCACCGGUUGCGUGAAGGCCUUUGCUCAGGCCCAGAAGGACUUCAUGAAGACCACACUUGGGGAGCUGAAUCCUCUUCUUCAAGCCUUUUCCCGCAAAGUCGGAACCGAGGGAAACCUGGUCUCGCAGUUCCAGGAAGAGUACGGACGCGUGCUUCAACUCCUGCAAAGUUUCAGUUUCUGCCCUGAAAACCUGCCCCCAACCACAACCACGACCGCUAAAAAACCGUUUGAGAAGAAAACGAUGGAGAAACAGAUCUCGAAAAAGCAACUCCAAGGACCUCCUAAUUACAUCCUGCAGACCGAUGAACACCGUGCCGGGUUGAUGGCUCGCUUCAGUCACGAGAAACUCUUCCAGGCCGAGAGGAACUUCAAUGCGGCUCAGGAUCUGGAUGUGUCCAUCCUGGAGGGGGACCUCGUCGGGGUCAUCAAGCAGCAGGACCCCAUGGGGAGCCACAAUCGAUGGCUAAUCGACAACGGAGUCACUAAGGGAUUCGUGUACAGUUCCUUCCUGAAACCGUACAACCCGCGGCGAAGCCAUUCCGACGUAUCCAUCGAAAGCCAGUCGUCCAACGAGUCGGGCUACGGCGGUUCCUCGCCCGUCUUCUCACGCCAGAACAGCAACAGUACGCUAACGUUCAACCAGGACACGGCGGUCGUUAGCUUCUCCGCGACGCAACCCCAGAACCAACCGUCGCCGCAACCUUCGCUGGAUUCCACGCCUCAUUCCCGAGUGCCAAACCCGGACUCUGUGAACUCGUCACCGCGAGAUCCCUCCCACCACCACCAAAACCGCCGACGCCAACACAGGAACCUGGAACCUCCUUACCAGCGCUCGGGUCCCCGCCACGGGGACUCGUACGACGUCAGUCACGCCAGUACGAGCGAACAAUCGGAAACGGAUAAUUAUUCGCCACGCGGAACAAUCCGUUCCCAGCGACACGUCGACCAAGACUACGACUCGUACCAGUGGAGGAACGGCGAGAAGAAGUCGUACUCUCAGGACGACUUUAGCGAGCCGGAAUCCGAGCAGGACGGCGAAUCAGACGGACAUCAGAUCUACUUUGCCCUCUACUCCUUUAGCGCUCGCUGCGCUAACGAACUUAGCAUUUCGGCAAACCAGCGGCUGCGCAUACUCGAAUUCCAGGACAUGAACGGCAACGGAGAAUGGUGGCUGGGCGAAGCGGGAGGCCGGCGAGGCUACGUGCCUUCGAACUACAUACGAAAAUCGGAGUACACUUGAGUAGUUUGAGUCCCAUACUGCCACCUUGUGGUGACGAGCACAAUGAACAAACUUUUUUUUUUGCUCAUGGAGUGCAUUUUUAUGCCUAUAUUUAUAGAUUUUUUUUUUUUGUAUAUAUGUAAAUAUUUUUUUUUUUUACUUGGCGCUCUCCUGUGUUUUUUUUUUGUUUUUUUUAAUCCUAGUGAAGUAAAAAUUGACAAAGUGAGUAUGAAGUGUGAAGCAGGAAGGCGCCAAUGAAAUGUCUGAAUUCAAAUCAGAGUUAAAAGUUUAAUGGUGCUUGUUUGAUGACACUCCUUAACUUUUAAAUUUUUAUUUUGCUAGUGGCCUACAUAUAUAUUAUUAUUAUUAUUACAUCGUACCUGGAGUGACACUGUGAAAUGAAACCUGGGAAAAAAAAGAGGAAAUAAACCUCCAGCUACUGUAAAUAAUGUAUGUAAUACUGUAUAUGGAAUAUUUGCACCCACUGUACAGUCAUGAAUUUGGAUUAAAACAGCACAGCAGCUGAAAAAUACAUUUUUUC